CAAUCGGCUCGUUCAAGUGCGAAUGUCUAAACAUGAACCAGCUGUCGGUUGUUACAAAAAAUGGACGAACUUGUACGGAAAUGUCGGCUGAAGAACGUUUACAGGCGGAUACGGAAGCAUCAAACUACUUGGCCAUCGGUGUGGGAGUUGGUGUGGCGGUACUAGUGCUGAUCAUUGUGAUUAUCAUCGUUACCGUUGUUGUAUUGAAGAGGAGAAGUGAGGAUAAGGAACUGCCAGGACUGAGUAUGGCGGACGGCAUACAGAUCACCCCGGUCGGUAUAGACGGUCAUCAUUACGAGAAUGUCCCUACACCCACAGAUGUUAACUACAUCACUGUGAUUGCAGAUCCCGUGGGCACCGUGAGAUCUAACCUCGUCACUGGCAACUACAACGACCUUUACUCCAAUAACAAAAUUAUCAAGUCCAAGAACAUCUACAACGACACCAGUUCCUCCAAUGCUGAUAAUAUCAGCCUAGAAUUGAAUGAGAAUUUAUGUAAAGUGGCAAUGAAACCACAAAACCGGGAAUUAGUGAUUCCUGAAGUUCGGAGAUCAAGGAGACCUUAUGAGACGUACUCUACCCAAGCGACGGUGGUGACACCUGGUGUUCGAUCAGACGACUACGAUACUUACAACAUGCUGUGGGACAAAAUCAAUAAGGACAUUGAGGCCAUCAAACCGACGCUGAAGUCACAUGGGAGUAAAGUAGUGGAGGUGUCACGGACCCUGAGUGGGGGAAGUAACUACGACCAUCUGGGUGAGAAGCCAGCGGGGGCGAUGUUACACGGCGACACAAGUGAUUAUAACCAUAUAUAUGACAGAUCUGGCCAGACAAGCUUCUGAGGGCAAGACGUAAACAGGGUGUGGGUGAGCCAGCCCAAACAUGUUCACCAUAUCUGGUUCAAAAUACAUGCAUGACCUUCACGAUAUCUAGCCUCGAAAUAUAACCUUCAAAAUACGACCUUCAAAAUAUUACCUUCACAAUAUCUGGCCUCAAAAUGUGCCCUUUACGAUGGCUGGUCUCAAAAUAUUACCUUCUCAAUACCUAGCCUCAAAAUAUAAUCAUCACAAAAUCUGGCCUCAAAAUAUGAACUUUCCGAUAACUGGCCUGAAAAUGUGACCUAAACGAUGUCGGGCCUCGAAGUAUGACUUUCACGAUAUCCGGCCUCCAAAUGUAACCUUUACGAUGUGUGACUUGAAAAAAAGACCUUCACAAUAUCUGGCCUCCAAAUAUGACCUUUACGAUGUCUGGCCUCAAGACAGGCCCAAACCUUUUACUUGGUGAUACAUGCAAAUAUCAUUAGUACUUCGUUAGUAAUUACAUAUGGAGUUGAAAAUGUUUUAAGUACCUGGUUUAAUGAAAAGUGUAUCGGGAUUUUAUAUCUUUGCUCAUGACAAGAAAUGUUAUGUAAUGUCUGACAAACAGGAACAUCAGGACACUUCACGCUGAACAAAUAUUAAUGUCACGACAGAAUGCGGUUCAUUGAAUCUUCCAGUGUGUAUACGUAAUUAUCACUGCAUGAGAUUAGCUGUCAGCACUUACUGCACAAAACAGGAAGGAUAC
Liolophura sinensis is the source of this 1563-nucleotide messenger RNA. RefSeq lists its product as uncharacterized. The coding region runs from base 33 to 842 and encodes 269 amino acids. The record is from RefSeq and is a predicted model, not a curated record. The transcript has 4 exons. NCBI's taxonomy places the organism in Eukaryota, Metazoa, Mollusca, Polyplacophora, Chitonida, Chitonidae.